Molecule: messenger RNA, 411 nt
Organism: Pyrus x bretschneideri (Chinese white pear)
Lineage: Eukaryota; Viridiplantae; Streptophyta; Magnoliopsida; Rosales; Rosaceae
Exons: 1
Coding region: 1-411 (136 amino acids)
Source: RefSeq, a predicted model, not a curated record
AUGACACAUCAAAAUUUAAUGAACAACUACUUCAACCCCAACCCGAUAUACAACGAAAAGGAUUUCAGACCUCGGUUUGGGAUGAGGCAUCAUGUUGUCGAGCGUUUACUUCAUGAUGUCCAACAUGUAAAUCCAGACUUUCAAUAUAAACUGGAUAGAGCAGCCCACCCUGGUUUUUCACCUCAUCAGAAGGUUACUAUUGCACUUCGAAUGUUGGCCUAUGCCUCCCUAGCUGAUGCGAUAAAUGAUAUAUAUGGUAUGUUUGAGUCUACAAGCCUUGAUAAUCUUGUUGGAUUAUGUGACACAGUUGUUCAGCUUUACAAAGAGGAGUACCUCCGUGGUUUUUCGGGCAUGAAAGGGUUAUUAGAUUGCAUGCAUUGUCAGUGGAAGAAUUGUCCCACCGGAUGGUAA